AUGGCUACGGAUUACAAAUUCGAGGGCUGGCUCGGUCACUCUCCCGAUGCGGUCAACGGAAAGAUGGAAUGGGGACAGUUCGAGCCCAAGAAGUGGCAGGAGGAUGACGUCGAUAUCAAGAUCACUCACUGUGGUAUCUGUGGCUCGGACCUGCACACACUCAGAUCCGGGUGGGGCGAAACUCCUUAUCCAUGCUGCGUCGGCCACGAGAUUGUUGGCAUUGCCGUGCGAGUAGGCCGCAACGUUAAGCACAUUAGUGUUGGAGAUCGCGUUGGAGUCGGCGCACAAGCUCGGAGUUGUUUGAAGCCUGACUGCCCAGACUGUUCCAGUGGACUGGAGAAUCACUGCGCUCGCGAGAAUGUCAAUACCUACGGCUCGAUCUAUCCACACGGCGAGGGCAAAUCCUAUGGUGGCUAUGCCACCUAUAAUCGAACGCAUUCGCGGUUCGUCUUCAAGAUCCCCGAGAGCCUGUCGUCCGAAGCAGCUGCGCCUAUGCUGUGUGGAGGUGUCACAGUCUUCUCACCUCUACGUCAGAACGGGUGCGGUCCGGGUAAAACUGUUGGUAUCGUUGGCGUGGGCGGCCUCGGCCAUUUUGGUGUCCUGUUCGCCAAGGCUCUCGGUGCCGAUAAGGUCGUGGGAAUCUCGCGCAAGGCUUCGAAGAAGGACGAGGUCCUGAAUCUGGGAGCAGAUUCUUAUAUUGCGACCGACGAUGACCACCAGUGGAACAUAAAGCACGCCCGCUCGCUGGAUCUGAUUGUCUGCACUGUUUCAAGCGAGAAAAUGCCACUGUCGGGGUAUCUGUCCUUGCUUAAGGUUGGAGGUACCUUCAUUCAAGUCGGUGCACCUGAUGGUGGAAACCUGCCACCUGUCAAUGCUUUCACUUUGAUAGCCAACGGAAUCAAGAUCGGAGGCAGCGCAAUUGGAUCACCUGCCAUGAUCCAGGAAAUGUUGGACUUCUCGGCCGAAAAGCAGAUAAAGCCAUGGAUCCAGACGAGGUCAAUGAAAGACGCCAAUCAAGCUGUCGUCGACAUGACAGCAGGGAAAGCGAGAUAUCGGAUGCUGUUUCCAGCGAUUGUCCUGCGAGUUCUCGUCCAACUGGCGGCCUUCGGCUUCGUCUCAGGCGCGGGUCUUCCACUUCAGCCAGUGCUCGUCACAACAAUUCCGGAAACUCCGUCCCUCGAAAAUCUUGCAGUCCAACGCAAUGGCAGGCUACUUGUGACAUCCACUCACUCAUCCUCGCUCUUCCUGGUCUCUCCCAACGAGAACUGGACCUCCUCCGUCGUUAUUCACCAAUUCGCAAACCUGACUGCUCUACUGGGCAUCACUGAGCUCGAGCAAGAUGUCUUCUACGUCACAGGUGCAGUGACGCUGACAGCUUCAAACCCCUAUAAUGAGAUCUGGAAGGUCGACAUGCGUUCAAUGCGGGUCACAUCCAAUGGCGAAGUGGUCGAACCAGCUACCGUUUCACUCGUGGUGGCUGCCAACUCGGGUAUCUUGUUCAACGGCAUGACACGACUUGCUUUAGACGACAUGCGUCACAUCUUGGUGGCUGACUCAAUCAACGGCACUGUUACUCGAAUCGACGUCACUUCUGGCGAGGCGAUCAUUGUUAUCGACGACCCCAAGCUCAGCAAUUCGAACGAGACCAAUCUUGCCGUAGCUGUCAACGGUAUUCACACUCAUGGCGACAAGCUUUUCUUCACGAAUUUGAAUCAGGGGAUUCUUGGACGCGUACCUAUCUCAACAAGCACGGGACAGCAGACUGGUUCUAUAGACGUCUUGGCCACAGACCUGUUCGUGGCUGAUGACUUCACUCUUUCCGCCGACGCCAAGAAGGCUUGGGUCACCAUGAACGGAGCCUAUAAUCUCAUUGAAGUUGAUGUGUUGGCAAGGACUAAAUGGCGUCCUAAUUCAAACUUUAUUCCGCCGUGCGUCGAGUCUGCGAAGGCGCUCUUUCUCACGGGAGCAACGCUGUAUCUAACGGCGCGCAAUCUGGCCAAGGCCAAGGAAGCCUUGGGAGCCCUCACAAGUAGCGACCGUGUUCAUCUUCUUCAACUGGAUCUCAACUCAUUCCAAAGUGUACGCUCUUGUACUGCCACUUUUUUGUCGGAGUGCCAGUCUCUAAACAUACUGAUCUGCAACGCGGGCGUUAUGACGCCACCCGAGGGUCGCACCGAGGACGGGUUCGAGACACAGUUCGGGACAAACCAUCUUGCACACUUCCUCUUAUUCAACCUCCUGCAGCCGGCUCUACUCGCAGGCUCAACGCCAGAGCUGGCAUCGCGUGUCGUUAUAUUAAGCUCCGUUGGACAUCGUUUCGGCGAAGUGCCGUUCGAUAAUGUCAACUUCGACGGCAACUAUGAUGCCAUGGCAGCUUAUGCCUCAAGCAAGACGGCUAAUCUAUGGACUGCAAAUGAGAUCGAACGACGAUACGGUGCUCGCGGCAUUCAUGCAUGGAGCGUUCAGCCUGGAGCUGUCCUUACCGAUCUGAUGCGACAUAUGUCCAGCGACCAACAGGAUGGACUAACGAAAGACGCGUACUUAGAGAAGGUGUUCAAGACCCCAGCUCAGGGUGCUGCAACAAGUGUGUGGGCUGCUACCGACCCUUCUCUCGAGGGGCGAGGCGGUAAAUAUCUGGAAGACUGCCAGAUCGCUGAGGCAUGGGAUCCAUCCAAGGGUGCUUGGGGUCCUGGAUAUGGCAGUCAUGCUUAUGAUGAGGAGAAAGCUCAGAGACUGUGGUCAAAGUCAUUAGAGUGGACAGGACUCACGUAG
Molecule: messenger RNA, 2772 nt
Organism: Phaeoacremonium minimum UCRPA7
Lineage: Eukaryota; Fungi; Ascomycota; Sordariomycetes; Togniniales; Togniniaceae
Product: putative nadp-dependent alcohol dehydrogenase protein
Exons: 7
Coding region: 1-2772 (923 amino acids)
Biological process (GO): alcohol metabolic process
Molecular function (GO): zinc ion binding; alcohol dehydrogenase (NADP+) activity
Source: RefSeq, a predicted model, not a curated record